This is a messenger RNA of Cylicocyclus nassatus, 1137 nucleotides long. Lineage: Eukaryota; Metazoa; Nematoda; Chromadorea; Rhabditida; Strongylidae. The record is from the annotation of a GenBank genome assembly.
AUGUGGAUUAUAUGUUCCACACUUGCUAUUACUCUGCUCGGCAUUAUUAGUGGAGACAGUUGGAUUAAUGUUCUUAUUGGUGCAGUUGGUAUGUUUUAUGUAUCAGUUUAUUCUACAGGCACACGAGGCUCGUUUCUGCUUGGUGUUAUAUAUAAUAUCAUUUUGAUACCCAUCUACAUUUACUCAUUCAUCUAUUGGGGCAAGCACAAUAUCAAACCUCGUAAUAUGACUAAGAAGAAGUCAAUUAUUACUCUUAUGAGUGCGGCUAUUGUAUGGGUUGCUCUGUUUGGACUGAGUAAACUGCUUAAUGGCAACUAUUCUCUGUUUGAUAGUCUGAAUACUACUUGCACUCUGUAUGCCAUGAUACUUGGUCUCUAUGGUAUUAGCCUUAACUGGGCUUUGUGGAGUGUAAAUAAUGUGGUCUCUGCCCUUACAUUUGGUCUUGCUCUCGCAACUCCUACUGGUAGUAUUACUGUGUUUGCAAUGAAAGUUAUCUUCAUGGUUAACGGUCUGAUUGGUUGGUAUAAUUUUAAUAGGCUUGGUAAGACAACAGAUGGGGCGCGUUGGGAAGAGCAUAUUUAUAGGGCGUCUCCAACCGCCAAUCAAUAUAUAGACCGAGCAAUCAAUAAAUAUGGCAAAGAUAAUUUCACUAUAGAAAUUAUUGAAGACAACAUAAAUGAUGAGAUACUUGGUAAACGAGAACAGUAUUGGAUAAAAUAUUAUGGCACCUAUAACAAUGGAUAUAAUUUAACAAUGGGCGGCGAAGAAGGUAGCGGUUUAAUUAAAGGGAUUGCUUUAUAUCAAUGGGAUUUGGAUGGAAAUUUUAUUGCACAAUGGCGAAGUGCGAGAGAUGUAGAAAAUACAUAUGGUUUUCCGCAUCAAGACUUAAUAAGAUGCGCUAAAGGAGAUAGAAUCUCAUCUUAUGGAUUUUUGUGGACUUUCGAUGACCAACCACCAGUCAAAAGAGUUAACAAAAUGUAUAAGCCCGUUGCGAAACUCAGUGAUAAUUAUGACAUUAUUGAUACUUAUGCAACCGUUAAAGAAGGAGCCGAGGCUAUAAAAAGACCUGCCUCUAAUAUAUCUCGUGCCAUAAGGCGUCAUAUUAAAUCUGGUGGAUUUUAUUGGAAAUAUAUUUAA